This is a messenger RNA of Lethenteron reissneri (Far Eastern brook lamprey), 2666 nucleotides long. Its product is annotated as membrane protein BRI3-like. Lineage: Eukaryota; Metazoa; Chordata; Hyperoartia; Petromyzontiformes; Petromyzontidae. The record is from RefSeq and is a predicted model, not a curated record.
GGGUGAAUCGGCAGGUGAGUGAGUCCCUCUCGACUCGCACAGCUCACAACAGAUCCGCGGGGUAACCUCACGAGACGGACACCGCAGGCUCACAAGCGCACAGGCUCACAGACUCACUCACUGACACACACACUCCCACACAGACUCACUCACUGACACACAGAGUCACUCACUAGCACACAGAGUCACUCACUCCCACACAGACUCACUCACUAGCACACAGACUCACUCACUCACUCGCACACAGACCCACUCACUGGCACACAGACUCACUCACAGACUCACUCACUGGCACACAUAAUCACACUCGCACACACACACACGUAGAUACACCUACACACAGACUCACACUCCCGCACACACAGACUCACUCACUCCCACACAGGCUCACACACUCGCACGCAGACCGCGACUCCCGUCUCCCUCGCUCGCCCCCUUCGAUCUCUCCACCACCGGGAAGAAAGCGAGCCAGGUGAGCAGGAGCCGAUUUGACCGCUCCAUCUCCGGCAGGCGGAUCUCCUCUUUUGCGCGUUCCCCUCCCGCUCCUUGUGGCUGUCAUUCCGCCACCAGUCUCGACCACCGCACAUCGAUCGACCGCUCUCCCCUUCCUCCAUGUGGCCGUGACGCAUCCUGCCCAAGCUCGCCCCCCCCUCUCUUCUCCCUCGCGGUGACGCGGUGACGCCGCCGAGUGAGGAGCGACCGGAGCGAUGGCGGACGACCGCAAGCCGCUGAUGGUGGGGGGCGAAGGUGGGGGGCCCCCGGCGUACGGGGCGCAGGGGCAAGCGCCCCCUGGUUACGGAGCCAUCCCACCUCCGGGGGGCUACCCCUACCCCCAGCCCUACCCCCCAGGUUACCCUGGCGGGUCGGACGGGGCCUACCCUGCCGGACCCCCUGGCAAUUACCCCCCUGGGCCCCCUGGCCACUAUCUGUCUGGCCCAUCGGGGCCCUACCCACCUGGGCCCCCAUGUCCGGGUCCCUACCACCCACCCGGGACUGGACCCUACCCUGUGAUCAUCAACCAUCAGGCCCAGGGUGUGACGUCUGUGCUGGUCGUGGGUGGUUGCCCCACGUGUAGGGUCGGAGUUCUGGAGGACGACUACUCCGUGUGUGGCAUCAUCCUCGCCAUCCUCUUCUUCCCCAUCGGCAUCCUCUGCUGCCUGCUCAUGCGCCGGCGACGCUGCCCCAACUGCCACGCCUCCUUCGAGUAGCGACGGGGGGCCCCUGGGCGGGGGUGGGGGGGGGUAGGACAGGGGUCCUGGAAGGGAAGGGUGGGUAGGCCCGGUAGGCUGAACCUCCGCUAAAACCACCGCGUAAGGGCUCGGAGAUUCGCUCGCCGUACAAUCAACCGGCCGUGUCGCUCGCCCGUCCACGCCUCCUUUGCACUGGCACAACCGAGCCGCUCUGGUGAGCCAUGUCGGAGCCAGACCGGUGCCGGCACGGCUCAGGAGGUGGCCCGGUUGUUUCUCCACUUUGCAGGGGCCGAGCCGUGCUGCCGCCGACUUCGCACGCGGCGAACAAGUUGGAGAAGCGUGUGGGUGACGCCACGCCCCCACCGCGUACCGGCUGCCCGUCACGCGCGGUUGAACGUGUCACUACCCCUGGCCCUGCUUGGCCCCGCCCCCGAGCCAGAUUCAGAUGCCCUGUGAGAACCGGAGUUCUGGUUCGGCUCGGCGAAUAACCCAGUGGAAAAAACACAUUCCUACCGUAAGGCCCCCCCACUCCACCCCCUCCCCGCGAGCUUAACUCGGAUUUUUGUGGUGGAAAAGCAGCAUCAUAGGCAGCACGUGCGGGGAGUGGGGUGGUUCGUUCGGAGGUCUCCCUGCGGGCUUUGGCACGGCCCUGGCACGGGGAGAGAGGGAGCGUCGCUGGGGCCGCCCUUGUCCCCGGCGCGCACGUUGACCCUGGCCAUUGACCGAGCAACCCAACGUUCCUACCAGCUCCCUCCGCAGGAAUGUGUUAAUAAUAUAUGCAUUGUCCUUGAAACUGAUUGGCCUACACCAGGGGUGGGGAACAUCCGGCCCGCGGGCCAUGUGAGGCCCGCGAAAUAAUUUGGUGUGACCCUGCCAAGGCAACCGCAGGCGGGACUUGAAAUUCAACAAAUCUAGGAGCAAACCUGGAAAAGCAGUUGCUAGUAGCAACAUCAUCACACCAGCUAACAUCACACGCCUCACCAAAGAAAAGCAUUUCCAGCCAUCACAUUAGGGGUGAGUUAAUUAAAUGUUUGACUAAAUAUAACGGGCUAAUUUUUAAGGUGAUAAUUUUGUAUGGCCCGCGGAAUGAUGUUGUAAAUAUCCAAAUGGCCCUUGAUAGAAAAAGGGUUCCCCACCCCUGUUCUACACCAAAGACAGCCUUCUUUACACAUUCCUGCGGAGGGAGCUGGUAGGAACAUUGGGUUGCGGACCGUGGUGGAGGGGCGGCCGUGUUCACAUUCCGCACUCCGUGGUGGAGAAGGCCCUCUGCUUGCCUGCACGUGGCGCGCGUUCUGUCUCGGGCGUCGAUUUGGCUGCUUAUCGAGGGACCCCCGGUGGCGACGACGCGGGUUUCAUCGUCGUCGCUCCGUUAAUUUGCGUUUGAUUAUUUAAUCGUCUUAGUCUAAAUGCUGAUGACGUAACGAACUCCUCCGUGAUUACAGCUGUAAAUAAAGAAAUAAAUGAUAUGCAAAUAAA